Molecule: messenger RNA, 492 nt
Organism: Cylicocyclus nassatus
Lineage: Eukaryota; Metazoa; Nematoda; Chromadorea; Rhabditida; Strongylidae
Source: the annotation of a GenBank genome assembly
AUGAAUACCAUGGAGUGGUUAUUGGUCAUUUCAAUUUUUGUCGGCUACGCUAUAGAAGCUGAACCGAGGAUAAGGAUAAACAGGGGGCCUUUUCUAAUUCCUGUUUCAUAUGGAAAUCCCGGGCGGCCACCGCAAGGACACCCUUUACCGCCAGGAGGAGGAGGACAGCACUGGCCGGGACAAAUGUCGCCACCAGCAGAUUACGUACCGCCGUGGGAUUUUCGUCCAGGACCUGGGCAACAGGGACAGGGACCUUCAUAUGUGCGUCCGCCUUCACCACAAGGACAGGGACCUUCAUAUGUGCGUCCGCCUUCACCACAAGGACAGGGACCUUCAUAUGUAACUCCACCAUCCUGGAUGCCACCGCAGUGGCGAAGAUACUGAAGUCGAUAUAAGAUGUUUUGAGCAAAACCGCGUUAUGAUUCUGCCAACAUACAAUCAGUGUCAAAUAUUGUAGUUGACUGAAAACAUUUGAAGGCCCUUUGCCGAGAG